AUGACAUUGAAAACGGAGCCCAUGGAGAUGGAAGGCAAUGAGGACAUGUUUCGGAUGAGAUCCUUCACACGUAGUAUUAUACCUAAAUCUUUUGAUUUAACAGAUGACCAGAAGGCAAUGAGACUUCCCUCCCCUGAUGAACCAUUUAUUACUGGCAUCUUCCAUCGAGGUUCAGAACAAAUGGCUAACCAGUCUUACAAUAUGCUCCGGUCAGAUGUUUCGGCAAUGCAGCAAGGCCAUUAUUUUGGUGGAGAUCGGGUUAAAACUAGUCCAACGCCACCAGCACCAGAAAAUAAGGAUGAAGAAUAUCCCACGUACACCAUUGCCAGAAGUGAACUGGAACUCAAUUCCCGACUCCUGCCAAAGAAAUACAAAUGUAAAUUUUGUGUAUAUAAAACAAGUUAUAAAUCAGAUUUGAAUCGCCAUUUACGGCGCCAUGCUAAAAAGGACAAUAUCUAUAAUUGUGACGUUUGUAAUUUACCAUUUCGCAGCAUUAGCAAGGUUUACAGUCAUCGUCAACAAUGCCAUGGUGAAAGUAGCAUAGUCAAAGAAGAGUCACCAUUAGCUUGCACCAUGUGUAAUUUUAAAUGUGCAGAGAAAGAUAUUGAUUUGUUUCAAUUGCACAUACAGAAACACAUUGAAGAAAACACAUGUGAUAUUUGUAACAAGUCCUUUAAUAGUAAAGCAGCUGUAGAAAAGCACAAGAAAAUCUACCAUCAAGUCACCAAUGAAGUUGUCUUUCCAUCACAACCAAUAAGAUCUGUGGAUAUGUCUUAUAUCCCAGAAGCCAGUCGUAAUGCUAACUAUUCUGGUAUGAACAGCAGUAUGUUAGAUCUAGAUUCAGAUCAUUCUCCAGCUGGCGGCAGUUCUGCUUCCAACAGUUGUGAUGGCUCCACCAAUUCUACACCAGUACCUUUUAGACAAUAUUCAAAGGGGAUGAAUAUAAGAAGCAUUCUACAAAGGCGUGAAAAGCAAAAUGGAGAUGACAGCAGGAUGAAAGAUGUCAACAGAUCUCCAUCAAAGGCAAACAAUGACUUUUCUGACAAGUCUGCCCAGUUGUCCAAGAAUUUAUAUGACUUGAAAAAUCCACAGAAAGAAAGAGAAAAUAUUCCUGAAAUUUCAAGCGCUGAAAAUGGUAAUGAAUGCAGAUCUUACAAAUGUGGAAAAUGUGCCAGUAUCUUUUUAGAUGUGCGUGAUUUAUUCAUUCACAUGUCCGUCUGCCUUCAAGAAGAGGUUUCUGUCAAAACAGCUAACUUCAAUUGUCCAAUUUGUAGCUUCACCUCUGAAGAGUUGAACUUGUUUACUAGUCACAUGAUACGUCACACAGUAGAUAAAUUUUCCUGUGAUUUAUGCAACAGACCAUUCUCCAAUUUCAGAAAUGUUUUGAGUCACAAAAGAAAGGUCCACAAAGUAGAUCUUCGAUGCAAGAGAUCACCUACAAAGAUAAAGUUUAUUGGUCAAAAUAAAUCCAGUCCUAAAUCACUAAGUGCCAAAUCAAACAAUCCACCUUAUUCUAAAGAAACUAUUGGAGAUAUUUCCAAUAUGGCUGAUGAAGAGUCAAAGAAAGAAACCAUGGAAACAGACACAGAACUAAAGCUAAAAAGACCGUCUGCUUCAGUUGAAAGCCAAACAUCUAGUCAAGGGCAGUUAACUCUGGGCUCUAUUGGUGGCGAUGUGAAGGAUACCCUAACAUCAGGUCGCUAUGCAAAAUUAAUAUCUGAUUUUGAUGAUUUUACUUUGAAACCAUUUGCUUGCUCUCUAUGUUUUUACCGUACUGAAGAUCUGAUAGAUUUAAAAUCACAUGUAGAAAAUCAUGUUGGAAACAAAAGUCAUCCAAAUUUUGUUAAACUUAAUUUUGAAUCUCUGUCUGAGGUAGAUUCUAUAAUAAAGACCAAAGAUUAUGUAUAUGAUAUAGCAAUGUCCUCUGAUUCUAAUUGCAAUCAAAAUCCAGUAAACUUCACUUUCAAUGAUACAAUUAAUGGGGCUACUGUCAUUUAUCCAAAAGAAUCUCAAAAUCACACCAAACAAAUAAGAUAUCUUGAAAAACUACUGAAAAAAACCCAAUCUAAAUCAAAGAAUAAUUUUCUUUCCAGAACUAGAAAACACCAAGCUUUGCCUAAUAUCAGAUCUUUCCCAUGUAAAAUCUGUAAAAAGGAAUUCAGCAUGCAUAUUUUAGCAAAACGACAUUUGGUUAGAAUUCACAAUGUUACAAAAUAA
Lottia gigantea (owl limpet) is the source of this 2217-nucleotide messenger RNA. RefSeq lists its product as hypothetical. Gene Ontology annotation, biological process: regulation of transcription by RNA polymerase II. The transcript has a single exon. Gene Ontology annotation, molecular function: RNA polymerase II transcription regulatory region sequence-specific DNA binding; DNA-binding transcription factor activity, RNA polymerase II-specific. Gene Ontology annotation, cellular component: nucleus. NCBI's taxonomy places the organism in Eukaryota, Metazoa, Mollusca, Gastropoda, Lottiidae. The record is from RefSeq and is a predicted model, not a curated record. The coding region runs from base 1 to 2217 and encodes 738 amino acids.